Messenger RNA from Sphenostylis stenocarpa, 1296 nucleotides. NCBI's taxonomy places the organism in Eukaryota, Viridiplantae, Streptophyta, Magnoliopsida, Fabales, Fabaceae. The record is from the annotation of a GenBank genome assembly.
AUGGAAGUGAAAGCUGAGAUUGUGUCUAAGAACACAAUAAAGCCAUCAUCUGCAACACCCAAUAACCUUCGACACUGGAAACUCUCCCUCCUCGAUCAAUUGGCUCCACCAUUUUACGUCCCUAUCCUCCUCUUUUACCCUGCUUCCGAUGCCAAAGACUUCAAAACAAUAUCUCACAAGUUGAAGGCUUCUUUAUCACAAGUCCUCACUCUCUACCCUCCCUUUUGCGGAACCCUGAGAGACAACACAACCGUUGAGUGCAACGAUGAGGGUGUUCUCUUCAUGGAGUCUAGAGUCCCCAUAGAACUCUCAAACGUUCUGAAAAACCCUAACCUUCACCAGAUCAACCAACUUUUCCCAUGCGAUCCCUACAACCCUGCAAGGGAAACCCUGCUAGGAAGCAUGGCAGUUCAGUUGAACCAAUUCAAGUGUGGGGGUGUUGCACUUGGCGUUUGCCUUUCUCACAAGAUCGCUGAUGCUUCCUCUGCAGCUUCCUUCCUAAGCGCUUGGUCUGCAACAUCAAGAAGUGAAGACAACAGAUUGAUACAACCUCAGAUGGAAGAAGGGGUGCAGGUUUUCCCACCGAGGAAGAUAGAAAUGGACAUUACUCGUGGCAUGAUGGGCCAAAAAAACGUCUUGUCAAAGAGGUUCGUAUUCAACGGGACCAACAUAUCUAGACUGAAGCAAGAACUGGGGUGCUUCGAUUUCAACCCCACCCGUGUUGAAGCCGUGACAGCACUCAUAUGGAAAUCAUCGUUGGAAGCGGCGAAAGCAAGUUCAGAGGAACAGAAGUUUCCCACGUCUGUCAUAUCCCAUGCGGUGAACCUUCGCAGCAGAAUGACCUCAACUUUGUCGAAGCAUUCAGUGGGAAAUAUGUGGCAACAAGCAGUGUCUCCGUUGGUGGAGGUAGAAGGAGAAGUGGGGUUGCGUGAUUUGGGCGAGAGAGUGAGGGAAACGGUAAGAAAAGUUGAUGGAAAUUAUGUGAGUAAGCUUCAGGGUGGUGAGUUUUAUAAGGUCUUAGAGUCUUUGAAUGAAACGAGAAUAAUGAUCUCAGAAAAGGGUGUUCCAUGUUAUAGCUUUAGCAGUUGGGUCAGAUUUGGGUUCUAUGAGACAGAUUUUGGAUGGGGAAAGCCAAGUUACGUGCGCACCAUCGGAGUGCCUAUAAAAAACGUGGUGAUUUUGAUGGGCACGAAGGAUGGAGAUGGCAUAGAGGCAUGGGUAACGUUGACCACUCGUGACAUGGUGCAUUUUGAGCAAAAUCCUGAACUUCUGCAGUUUGUGUCGUUUGAAUGUUAA